AUGAGCAACAGCGUCCUCAUUGUUGGUGCCACACGAGGCCUUGGAGCCUCGCUUCGAGAGUUGUACGAAUCAAAUGCAUCCGUAACAACUGUCUUUGCGACGACACGGUCCAGUACCCCGCCAUCAGACAGCUCCGAUUCUCACGUCACUUGGAUUACAAACAUUGAUGUUUCGCAGCCUGAUGUUGGGGGCCGUCUGAUCUCUCAAUUACCCCCAUCGACUAAAAUCUCGACGGUCAUAGUUACAGCGGGGUAUUUCGGCUUCGAGACCUUCGAUGAUCUUGACUGGGAAAAGGAAGUACGGAUGUACACCACAUCCGCUAUCGGUCCUGUCUUCCUCGUGCAGCGCCUCGUCAAAGCAAACCUUCUGGAGAAGGGAAGCAAGGUGAUUCUGGUCAGCAGUGAGAGUGGCAGUAUUACCUUACGACACGAGAGGGAGGGUGGAGGAAACUAUGGUCAUCACGCCAGCAAAGCUGCUUCGAAUAUGGUGGGAAAACUACUCAGCCUGGAUUUGAAGGGCAAGGGCAUUGCCGUUGGGCUGGUGCAUCCGGGCUUCAUGCGCACAGAGAUGACAAAGGGCGUGGGUUUCGACAAGUAUUGGGAUGAUGGUGGUGCUGUUACGCCUGAUGAAGCGGCCAAGUCCCUAGCAUCAUUCAUAGAUGACUUCGACAUGAGCAAGACUGGCCAAUACUGGGCACCACGAGGACCCGGGGACAUUGGAACAGCAGAGUCUGUUCUGGGAUCGAAUUUGCCAACACCAUUGCAGCUGCCGUGGUAG
This is a messenger RNA of Aspergillus clavatus NRRL 1, 777 nucleotides long. Its product is annotated as oxidoreductase, short chain dehydrogenase/reductase family superfamily. Gene Ontology annotation, molecular function: oxidoreductase activity, acting on the CH-OH group of donors, NAD or NADP as acceptor. The transcript is spliced from 3 exons. NCBI's taxonomy places the organism in Eukaryota, Fungi, Ascomycota, Eurotiomycetes, Eurotiales, Aspergillaceae. The record is from RefSeq and is a predicted model, not a curated record. Bases 1 to 777 code for a protein of 258 amino acids.